GGUUGCAGGAUGCCGAUGGCACUCAAUUUAUUGAACACGAAAUACAAUACUCGUUUUCAUGGCCUUCUUUGGGUGCAAAAAAACUUCUAGGCUUGCCCAAUGACGCAAUGAAAACAUGAGCACAAGGAGAAGUUGGUCGGAUCUCAGUUGAAGGUAUGUGAUUAUUCGAAGCGGCCUCUAUAAAAUACAAAAUCUCUGAUAUUUCAACGGCCCGACAUAAUCCUGAUCGAUGGAGGACGACCUUAGUUGAAAGAUAUCGGGCCUUUUGAAAAGCUCGUAUAAAAGAGAGAAUGCUGGAGAAUAACUGCAAUUUCGCACUUCAAUCUCGAAUUCUCUGGGCACUCAAUCUACAGCAAUGUGUCGAUACAGACAGUACGACUUAUAGUCGAUGCGGGCACGUCAUUAGAGAGGUCCAUACCAUCUCAUUGGUAUUCGAAGCUUCCAUCACCCUCCAGACUGUGGUCCCAACUGUUCCAAAACAUUACGCUCCCAUGUUCCUCAGUCGUCAAUUUCCCGAACAAUAUAGUGAGUUCUUUGCGCCCGGUACUCCAGAAGUGACACAUUUUGUUUUCUCAGAUCCUUUGGUCAACAACGUAUGCCCAAGUUGUUACAGCGCUGGCAUGCGAUGACGAGGUCAGCAUACAUACAUAGAUGAGCACAGUCGAAGCGAGCUACUUAUGUACCUUGUACUUAUAUUUUUGGAACA
Lentinula edodes (shiitake mushroom) is the source of this 706-nucleotide messenger RNA. RefSeq lists its product as uncharacterized. The record is from RefSeq and is a predicted model, not a curated record. Bases 291 to 629 code for a protein of 112 amino acids. The transcript is spliced from 4 exons. NCBI's taxonomy places the organism in Eukaryota, Fungi, Basidiomycota, Agaricomycetes, Agaricales, Omphalotaceae.